Molecule: messenger RNA, 123 nt
Organism: Funneliformis geosporum
Lineage: Eukaryota; Fungi; Glomeromycota; Glomeromycetes; Glomerales; Glomeraceae
Source: the annotation of a GenBank genome assembly
GAACCCGUUAAAAAUAAUGAUUCUCUAAGAGAAUUCAUUAUUUUGGCAGAACCACUAUGGGAGACAGCUAAAGAUAAUGAUUCUCUAAGAGAAUUCGUUAUUUUAGCAAGCUCACUAUGGUAA